AUGAUCGGCCUCAAGAAUAUCAUCAUCUCUAGCAUCCUUGCUGUCGCUGCACUAGCCGCGCCCACUGUUCUUCACCAGGGAUCCUCAAAUCCAUCCCUCGUUCGUCGCAAGAACACGGAUAAAUGUGAAGCGCACAUUCAAGUUAGCAGGUCCGGACUCUGUCUCUACUCUUGCCCAACCACGUACAAUAUUGACCUUCUCGACAACUCUGUACCUGCUCAGCCCAUGGGCAAAGACUGGAACUGGGCAAAUGUUGGCACAUGGUCAGCAAUAGACCCCAACUACCAGAUCAAGAUAGGAACCACCAAAGGCCCUGAGUUGUGGAUCGACGGCAAGAUUCCUAGUGGUGCGGGUGGGCUUAACAACCUAUGGAGGGGCACCUUCACUCUACACUAUGGCUCGCAGCAAUGGAACUCGUAUAAGUGCGAGAAUUGGAAGUACACUGGCCCGGGGUUGAGCAGUGAUUGGCGUGAUGAGUUUGAUCUGUGGUGUGAAUUUGACUGCUAG
Aureobasidium uvarum is the source of this 507-nucleotide messenger RNA. Lineage: Eukaryota; Fungi; Ascomycota; Dothideomycetes; Dothideales; Saccotheciaceae. The record is from the annotation of a GenBank genome assembly.